Molecule: messenger RNA, 2504 nt
Organism: Electrophorus electricus (electric eel)
Lineage: Eukaryota; Metazoa; Chordata; Actinopteri; Gymnotiformes; Gymnotidae
Gene: alkbh1
Product: alkB homolog 1, histone H2A dioxygenase
Biological process (GO): oxidative RNA demethylation
Cellular component (GO): nucleus; cytoplasm
Molecular function (GO): ferrous iron binding; oxidative RNA demethylase activity; broad specificity oxidative DNA demethylase activity
Source: RefSeq, a predicted model, not a curated record
AAAUUAUGUACGUUCACGUUGUGUCGCGUCAAAGCAAAGUUGAAAGGUCAAUAAUGGUGGCAAAGAUGGCAGCUUCCAUAGCUGAGCGUGGGGAAGAUGCGUUUAGAAAAGUGUUCAAGUUUUAUAAGCGGAGGAAGCCGCCUCCAGAUUUCAGUGAGGUUAUUGAUUUCUCGAAAAAAUCCGCAAAUGAGCUGGUUUUCGCAGCUGAAUUGGAUCAUGACAGUCUUGGUGAGGAAGCCGCCUACAGAGCAGGACUUCGACCUGUUAAAGACUGGAGAGCUUUUGGCCUUCAGGGAUACCCAGGGUUCAUGUUUAUCUCCAAUCCUUUCCUACCGGGCUCCCAGCAGUAUUGGGUAAAGCAAUGCCUAAAGACCUACCCACAAAAGCCCAACGUGUGUAAUCUUGACAUGCAUAUGCCACCUACUGAGACAGUGGACAUCUGGGGGAAAAGCAUCGAUAGUUUUCAGAAGAAGGGGACAAGGGACCCCAAGACUCUACUGGAGAAGCUUCGCUGGGUGACGCUGGGCUACCACUACAACUGGGACACCAAGACGUACUCGGCAGAACAGAGGAGUCCCUUCCCCGCAGACCUCCACGCUCUCUCCCGCAGUAUUACGGCAGUCUGUGGGUUUCCCGGCUUCGCUGCCGAGGCUGGCAUCCUCAACUACUACCGCUCCGAUUCUUCACUCGGGAUCCACGUUGACGAGGCUGAACUCGACCACACUUGGCCUCUUCUGUCUUUUAGCUUUGGGCAGACGGCGGUCUUCUUGCUAGGUGGGACUAAGAGGCAAGACCCUCCCACGGCCAUGUUCACGCGUAGCGGCGACGUCAUGGUGAUGUCGGGCCCCAGUCGCCUGCUGUACCAUGCCGUCCCAUGCCUCGUCUCCGCCCCCACUGCCCAGCCCCUGCCACUGUGCUUGGGCCCGCCUCCUGCGGACAGGGCGCCGGCCGAUGGCCUCGUCCAGGCUGUGACCGAGGGUGACUGGGAGGUGUGCUCCAGGUAUCUCCUCACGUCGCGUGUGAACAUGACCAUCAGGCAGGUCCUGGGCCCUGGUCAGACAUUCGAAGCGGCGCACUCCGGUGCUGCGGGACAUGCCAAAUUCCGACGCGGCUACGACGAUGAGAGGUCAGCGGAGGCGACCCCAAACUCUAAGAAGAGCAGGAGUGGAGCAGGUCAUCAGCUCCAUUAGUGACGAUCAUCUCCGAUUCAGUUUUUGGACUUUUAGAGAUGUGUGCUCUGAAAGUUUGCAGUUAUUUAUGUAACCAGAUAAAUCUGUAUAUAUGUGGAUAAAAAUAUAUAUUUAUGAAUAAAUUUUGUGAACAAAGAGAUAUAGUAACAGACCAGGGCAAUAGAGAGCCCAUGGUCAGCGGAAAUGAGUCAGUUCUCAUCAGACUUAACCCAUUCUAUUCGUGCGUAUGCCAGUGCACUGGACACUGCAGUGGUCAGCCAUGUUUGCUGGUUGGCUGUGUAGACGAAACAGAGGUGACCUUUAGAGGAUCGCAGAGGACGUGAUGUGUCAGGAUUGUUCUCGGUGUCACUUGGCCCCCCCGGUACACUGGCAGCCAAAAGCAUUUGGGAGGGUGGCAGGGUUGUCUAGGCAAUGAUGGCUAGACUUCCUGUCAAAGAGGUUACUUCUGAAAAAAUAGUCUGGGUCACUGGCUUCAGGGACUGUUUACCUCUGCCUUCCUUUAGAUUUUCAGCUUUAGGGAUGAUUGAAUGUAAUAGAAAGUUUCCAGAUUCAAGCAGAUUUCUUUCAGAUACUGAGUGAAAUCCAGCUGCAAGAAAUACAAAUAUAACAUUUAGCUGAAAGUGGCUUUUUGAGUGGGCUUUGCAUGACCUUCACAGAACUGCUCUUUCCUUUGUAAAAAACCCCCCCACUUGAGCACUAUUCAUGUACACAUUGUUAGAAAACUGGCCAGUAUGUCACUUCCUCAAAACCAGUGUACGGAUUAAGUGCAUUUCAAGUCCACAUUAUGCAGAAAUAAACCGUCCUGUAACAGCUCUGCUGCACAGUUCGGUUAAGACACCUGCAGUCACCUGCAAGCUUCAGGACUUUCUUGGUGGUGCUGUUUUACUGCCAUGCUUGUAUCACUCUGUCUAAAGUCCUCCCUGGGGCACCCAGCUCUCUGGAACAUUUCCAGAACCUUGCCUAACAUUAUGGGAAGCUUCCCAUAAGAGAGGAAACUUUGUAAGCAUAACAUUAGUGGAGUGUCCUUGUAGCAUUAUGCGUCCUUGAUAAAGUUGUCAAACUGUUAUGGUUAAGGUUUCCGCUCACAAUGUUUUUUAAAUGUUGUUUUAAUAUUGUUUAUAUUGUGGGGGGGUUUUGUUUUACAUUUGUAUUUAUUUAUUUCAUUAAUCAAACUGGUCUCAAUUAAUAUUUCCUAUCCCUAAAGAGAAUGUUAGGGGGAAAAGUUUGAAACAUAAAAUUGUUAACUGUGUAGGGCAUUGACAGUACAGUUAACAACACAAAGAGAGUGUAGAAGUAAAAUCAUGUUGCUAAGAA